CCUCGCCUCCCUUUAUCCCACCUAUACCUGGCCAAACUCAAAAGGAUGGAAUACGAGGACGAAACCAGAGUACAAGAAGAGCGAGAUCCAUCUGUCGCCGUUAGCAGAAUCCUCGUCCUUUCUUGACCAGGACUGACUCUGCUCAACCUCGCCAUCGUCACAAUGGGUGCCAACUAUGUGACCGAGACCUCUGUAAGGGCGACGGGGAUCACGAUGAUCAUCUUGACCUCUUUCGUCGCCGGCUUCCGCAUCUUUGUAUCGGUCGAGCAGCAACGCAAGUUCAGUUGGGACGACGGCUGGCUCCUGGCUGCCUACAUCUUUUUUCUAGCGCUGUCGAUCCUCUACAUCGUGGCCGCGCCCACGAUGUUUAGACUCACGAAGCUUGCUAGCGGGCAGAUUCCACUGUAUCCCACGGUUGCCGACGAUGGGCUCUUCAUCCAGAAGAUCUUCUUCGUCACGACCUCGGGCUUGUGGCUCUGCCUGUGGUGUGUCAAGUUCUCCUUGAUGGCCGUCUACAAAAAGUUGAUGAAAGCCUUGCCGCACAAGAUCAGAUUGUGGUGGGCUGUGAUUAUAUUCUGCCUGGUGGUUCUGGCGGGCGCCAUCACCUCGUCGAUGCUUUCUUGUUCGAGCAUGAAAGCCUGGUUCACAGCCGGUGCUUGCUCGACCCCGCGCGAUGUCAAGGCUGCAAGUAUCAGCCUUUGGUACGCUUAUGCAGUUGAUAUCCUCACCGAUCUCAUGAUAAUGUUGCUACCCCUUGACCUCAUCUGGAACUUGAAGAUGCCCAGGGCCCAGAAGAUGAGCAUUGGCGCUCUCUUUUGCCUGGGUUUUGUUUGCAUUGCGGUAGCAACCAUUCGAGUCAAGGAGCUUGGUAGCACGGUCAACAACAGUCAGCCCAGCACCACUUGGCUGGCGCUAUGGGGCAUCGUCGAGUCCUCCAUCGCUGUCUUGAUUGGCUGCGGCCCGGGCCUUUACCGCAAAGCCAGAACGAUCUAUCAAACUCGUCACGGAUCGACGCCUUCUCGCGGCUACGCACGGUAUGCGAACAGCAAUUCCAUCAGAGCCCAACCGCAGAGCAUUGCCCUCGAAAAUUAUCAGUCCAAGAAGUCUCGUACGACCGUUACGUCCAAGAUCAACGACGCUGCCAGCAGCCAAGAAGAGUUGGCAAACACAAACCUUGAGCCUGGUAUCGGCGACACCAAGGUGGCCACCGAGAGCAUCAAAGAGCGAGAUGUGGAUUCCGUGCGCCACUGGGACGAUAGGCCUCAUGCAUAUUAAAACCACCGACACCAUCCCGCUGGGCGUGGUGUUAAGACUGCCGCUCAGGCAAGAUACGAAAUGGAAGGAGACCUCUCGAAACCGCAGACUGAGCUUCCCACUGCGUUAUCUCCUUGGCUGAACCUGGAGGCGAAAGUAAUUCUCGGACGAAUCGGCUACAAACAGAUCUAUUUACCUCCCCACCUACCGAGACGUGUACAACGAUUAUGGCUCUUGUUCUCAAUGAUUUGCAGAGCGGAUAUGUACGAUUUUUUUCAAGAGAUGAUUGACUAGCAGAGAACGCUCCUUAGAACCCUGACGAAAAGUUUGGCGGCAUACAUUGAACAACUCACCUGAGUUGUGGUUACCAGCAAUACGAACAUCCAAUACAGCAUCGAAUAGUGGCAGAGACACUUAAGAAUUUAGUGGACGACCCAGUGUGUUUUGUGGAAACAGCUGUAUUCUAGCAAUGCCACCUGUACAGAGGACCCCGUAUACGAAUCUUGAUCCCCUCCAGAAAUCUGUGUUCUGCUUGACGAACUGAGCUCGUGCCAAUUUAUCUUUGGCUCCGAC
Molecule: messenger RNA, 1827 nt
Organism: Cladophialophora immunda
Lineage: Eukaryota; Fungi; Ascomycota; Eurotiomycetes; Chaetothyriales; Herpotrichiellaceae
Exons: 4
Coding region: 163-1275 (370 amino acids)
Source: RefSeq, a predicted model, not a curated record